This is a messenger RNA of Panicum hallii, 2871 nucleotides long. Its product is annotated as ERI1 exoribonuclease 2-like. Lineage: Eukaryota; Viridiplantae; Streptophyta; Magnoliopsida; Poales; Poaceae. The coding region runs from base 304 to 1377 and encodes 357 amino acids. Gene Ontology annotation, molecular function: nucleic acid binding; 3'-5'-RNA exonuclease activity. The transcript is spliced from 2 exons. Gene Ontology annotation, biological process: exonucleolytic trimming to generate mature 3'-end of 5.8S rRNA from tricistronic rRNA transcript (SSU-rRNA, 5.8S rRNA, LSU-rRNA). The record is from RefSeq and is a predicted model, not a curated record.
AGCCAAGCUGUCACUACCAGUGGGCCUUAUCCAUUUUUCCUAUCUGAAUUCUAGUCGGAGACGAAAUCCCCUGCGUCGUCCGUACGCCACCGACAUCCUUCCGCCGCCGACCUCCCACCUCCGCCGCUAUGCAUCUAAAACCCUUCCUCGGCUGGGUCCGAUCAAAUCUCACGCCAAAACAAAUCUCACGCGAACCAACCACCGCAAUUUCGUCGCGCAAUCACAGCAAUCUCAUCGCAAGCAACGCUCCGCCCCUCCUCCGCCGCAGCUUUCCGAUCUGCAGAUCCGGCGGCGCGCGGAGCCAUGGCGUUGCAGCAGCAGAACAACCUUCCUCGCGCAACUACUGCAGCGCAAGGGAUGCGCUGCCUCUCCUGCACCGCAGCUGCGUUCCGCCCAGCAAAUCCGGCGGGGCGCGGCGCGAUGGCUCAGCUGCCGAGCCUUUCUCCCCCAACCACAGCAGCGCAAGGAAAGCACUGCCACUCAUCCGCUACAGCGUCUCGGCCGGCAGGUCCGGCGGCGCGCGGCGCCAUGGAGUUCGAUUACUUCGACGUCAUCGACUUCGAGGCCACCUGCGAGCGAGAUUCAAGAAUCUACCCGCAGGAAAUUAUCGAGUUUCCUGCGGUCCUCGUCGACGCCGCCAACGGACGCAUUGUCUCAUCGUUCCGCACAUACGUGAGGCCUCGGCACCACCCGCGCCUCACCGCAUUCUGCUCCGAGCUGACGGGAAUCCGGCAAGAUCAGGUCGACGGCGGCGUGGAUGUUGAGCAGGCGCUGGCGAUGCACGACGCGUGGCUGACGGAGGCGGGCGCCGCCAAGAACCGCCUCGCCGUCGUCACUUGGGGCGACUGGGACUGCCGCACAAUGCUUGAAUUUGAAUGCAGCUUCAAGGGCCUCACCAAGCCAUCCUAUUUCAACCAGUGGGUCAACCUCAGGGUACCCUUCGAGGCAGCGUUCGGCGCUGGGCGGCGCAACCUUCAGGAGGCAGUCGCGGAGGCGGGUCUGCAGUGGAACGGCCGCCUCCACUGCGGGCUCGAUGAUGCCCGCAACACGGCGCGCCUCCUGGCAGAGCUGAUGCAGCGAGGGGUGACCAUCUCUAUCACCGGCUCUCUGGCGCCACCGCCUCAGCCAGAGCCGCAGCCGCAGCCGCAGCCGCAGCCGCAGCCACAACUUCAGCCGCAGCAGCCUCCAGUGAAUCAUAGCUUAAGCUCGUGCUUCAGUGGCGCUGUUGCUGCAGACUGCUACUGCUACUGCGGCAUGGCUAUCCGAAGAGGGGUGAUGGCGAUGCCGGGGCCAAUGCAAGGGCAUUGCUUCUUCAUCUGUGGCAAUUGGACGCCAUCUUUGGGGCCGGUGUGCCCUUUCUUUAUCUGGGCGACCUGAUUGCCAGCCGUCCGCACUCCAUUGCGUCUUCGUCAAUCUUCAUUAAGGAAUCUCCCUGUCCCUGAUGAGAUCAAGCUGCGAGUUACUUCCCCGCCUGUUCAGAUGCAUCGUCAUCCAUGAAAAGCUAAGUUUCUGAUAUCUGCCCCUUGCCCAAUUCAAACUAUAUCUUUAUAUCUUGUUUUCUCUUUUCCAACCUUGAAUCUGCAAUUCUUUAGCCAUUCGAUAUCAUUUUCAUUCAUGCCCCCCAGGGUAUAUGUUUGCGCCUGCACAGUCAGCUAUAGAAGCAAUAAUUAUCUCAAUAUCUUUUUUUAGGUAGCUUAGUGCUAUUACAUGUAAUUUUUUCACUCACCUCCUCACCAUUUACUGCACCAUUCAUCUUCCAUUGCAUUAUUACAUCAUAAUUUGCAGUAGGCUACUCAUCGAAUGCAUAUCUGUUUCCUCUCUUUGCAGUAGGCCAUUCAUAUCCUGAUACUAGAGUUCUGAUACUAGCCAUCCUUUUGCAUGGUCCAGUCUCAGUUACAUGUUAUUACUAAUCAUUCUUAUACUAGUGAGACUUUAUCCUUAAUUAUAGUUGCUAAUAAUUAAUGUUAAUAUGCCUGUAAGAUGGAUGUCAUUUAGCUAAUCUGUUCAUUUGCCUGGGAUCACAGACCACCAUUCUUUCUAGAGUUCUGUUUUCCUAUAUAAUAGCAGAAUUUACAGUUGCUAAUCGUUGAUUAGACAGUUCAAAAUUGCAUAAUCUGCAUCUAAGAUGGCUGCCAUUUAGCAAAUAUGUCCAAUUUGGUCGGGAUCACAGUACUGCCAUUCUUUUUAGAGUUCUGUGUUCCUACACGGUAGCCUACAUAGCCUAAUACACUAAUCAAAUUGUCAUUCUUUCUUUUACAUCUACUCUUUACUAAUCAUCUACAGCUCAUGUGGUUGGUCUGGUCAUAAUGUGAAACAAUGUAGUGUCUACUCUUUAUGACCAUGUAUAUCAAUUCCUGUCUUUUUGUGUUUGUACACUGCAAGUUAAUGCCAGUCUUUUUGUUUGUAUCAUCAGCACAACAUCUUUUUAUCCCACAAAUUUAUAUUUCCCCCCCUUUUUUUACAGAUGGUACCCUACUACAAGGCUCGUCAAUUCGAUACGGAGUGAGUUGAGAUGGCACAUGCUACUUGGCAUCCAGGAGGGACUUCAGGAUCGCCUUGUGCUCCCUACGGUGUUAACAAUGGUUGAUUCCAGCUGUGUGAUGCUGACUGUAUGGGCACUUGAGAAGGUUUUCAUUCAGCUGAUCAUGACGUGGCACAGCAAGCCAGGGGUUGACUUAGAUCACUUCUGCUAUUCGCAUAUAUGCACAUCUAUAUUCUGUAAUGUUCAAGGAGUUUGAUAUGUCACCUAUAAAAUUUGCAGUCGGUGCACAUAUAUUUGUGUUGACUCUGUACUGUGUAAAUUUGAAAUCUGCAAUUUGUGUGGACAUCUAGAAUUUUGUAUUGAAUCGGAUACUUUUCGCUUUUGUUUGA